Gossypium arboreum is the source of this 2277-nucleotide messenger RNA. RefSeq lists its product as uncharacterized. Lineage: Eukaryota; Viridiplantae; Streptophyta; Magnoliopsida; Malvales; Malvaceae. The record is from RefSeq and is a predicted model, not a curated record. The coding region runs from base 309 to 1841 and encodes 510 amino acids. The transcript has 7 exons.
UUUUUGAAAUACUCUAAUAUUUCAUUCACAGUACAAAUAUUAUAACUCAAAGCUUAACGCUUUUAAAUUAUUUUUAUAAAUAUUAUUUAUCUUCUGCAUACGCGCGCAGUCAUUAAUUGCUUUUUUUUUUUUGUUUACUUCAUUCUUCGAGCUCCCGAAUUCAACCCGGUCGGGAAAAUGGAUUUCUAUUAAGUUUAAUUUUUUUUUGAAAGAUCUGUUAAGUUUAUUUUAGAACUCUUUCAAGACACAAGCACAACCAAUCCAUCGUCCAGAUCUGAUCUGAAAUCUGAAUACAUCGGUUAGAACUGAUGGGAUCCGGUGGGAGCAAGGGUUCUUGCAGGGGAGGAGCUUCCUCGUCGAGUGGUGGGAGGAAGGGAAGAUCUAUUGGAAAGAAUAGAGUUUUCCAAUCCUCUUGCCUGGGAGCGCCUUCUGGAUCUGCUGACUCCCACUUUGACCGUCAGGUGGUUGUUGUUGAUCACCAUAAUAAAGACUACGGCUCUAAUUUCGCCAACCAGAACAGGAGCGAACGGGAAUCUGAGUCGGAUCAAGAGAAAAGAAAAUGUUCCAGAAAGGUUAAAGCUGAAUCGGCAUCUGGUUAUGAAAUGCCACUGCCAUGCAUAUCUUCCAAUGGUGUAGAUAUAGAUACCUCGAGAAGUGGUAGCAGCUCUGGCAGAGCCACCACAGCAGUGCAUCACUCUCCUUCUCGCUGCCUCUCUGGCUUUAGCUUCUUUCCGGGUAACAUUAGCUUCAGAUUAAGCAGAGCUAAUAGUUUGGGUUCGUCUAGGGCAUAUCCUGUUUCUCCUACAAGUCUUACAAUAUUGAACCGUGAUGACAACUCCGAGACACUUGAACAUCGACAAUUUUCCCCAAAUUCUUCUUCUAUAAACUUAUAUUCUCCCUUAACCUUCAAUGAUUCAGACACAGAUAGGGAGAGGGAUAGACGUGUUGGAGUUGGAAGUCGAGAAUCUGUUGAAAGGAAUGUUCGUUUUAGCAGAACAUUAAGUGUUGGAAGGCUUCGUGACCGUGUUCUUCGCAGACCUUCCUUAUCUAAUUUCACAUUGUGCCCUUUACAACAAAAUGGUCAAGUCGGCAGUCAAACUCACGCAUUUAGAGGAGACAGGGACACGAGACAAUUUACUACCUCACGUUCCACAUCUACUUCCGUUUCCGGCUCCGCUCAUACUACCACCGUUAUAUCCCACACCCCCGUUUUUAACAUUCUGGGCCAUGAAGUUGAAACUUCACAAUCUAGAGAAGCCAGGUAUCAUGAUUUACUCGAGCACAGAUCCAAUUUCCUUGAAAGGAGGAGAAGAAUACGAUCUCAGGUUCGAGCUCUUCGACGGCUAGGAAGCCAUUUUGAGAACUCUGGACAUGAAAGGUCUUGUAUUUUAUCUGGUCUACAUAGAACUGGUGGCUGCACAUGUCGUGUAAAUAAUCGAGAUUCCAAUUCAAAUGAUGAGACAAGUGCUAGCGCUAGUCUAUCCAGAAUCGUUAUGUUAGCUGAAGCUUUAUUUGAGGUUCUGGAUGAAAUCCACCAGCAGUCUGUGGUUUUAUCUUCUCGACCUUCUGUAUCUUCAAUUGGAUCUGUUCCUGCACCUAAUGAAGUUGUGGAAUUGCUUCCUGUCAAAAUUUAUAACAAGUCACACAAACUUCAUAAUGAUGAGGCUGGACAAUGUUACAUAUGCCUUUUGGAGUAUGAAGAGGGAGAUAGCAUGCGGAUAUUGCCUUGUAACCAUGAAUUCCACAGAACUUGUAUAGACAAGUGGCUCAAGGAGGUUCACAGGGUGUGCCCUAUUUGUCGUGGGGAUAUUUGCAGACAUGAUUUGUUGGCUGUGAACUAGAGCUUGCAGUUUUACUCCAUACUUCCCGAUGAGCAUUGCGAGCCAUGUAAAUAGCAAGUUUUAAACCAUGUUGACAAAAUGGAAGAAUGCAUUAGGAAGCUUUGAUCGUACUGUUUUAUGGAAGAGAGUAGAAUUGAUAAUCUGUGAGUCAUCACUUUUGGAAGGAAAAAAAUGAAAUGUGCUGAAAUUCCAAUUUGUAAUGUCCUUGGGCAGAACUCAGCCCGAAGGGGGGGGGGGUGGUAAUUGUUAUUGGGGAGGGAGGGAGGAGGGACUAUUAUCGUACUGUUUUAUGGUAGGUUCUAUUUAUUACAUAGAUAGCAAGAAAUUGUGUAAUAUGAUAAUAUAUUAUAAUUGAUGUUAAAAUACAUUGUGAGGGGUAAUAUAUUUUGUCAUAAUAUAAAAAUCUUACGAGAAAUUAUCAAAUACAUUAAGAAAA